AAAGGAUGGACAACUCGAAGAGACCCACAAUUGCAAACGUCUACAGGGGGACGUUUAUCCACUCGACCCAGCAGACAGCGCUGCAGAUCCUAGAAGACGAGCUCCUGGGAGUGGAUACAGACGGAAAGAUCGCUUUUACUGGGAGAGGCGUGGAGCUUGACAGACUUUCUCAGACCUUUGGUUUCAGUCCCAAUGAAGUCAUUCAGCUGGCACAACAUGAGUUCUUCAUGCCAGGACUGGUGGACACCCACAUCCACGCCUGCCAGUACAGCUACGCAGGCACAGCUCUGGACAUGCCCUUACUGCAGUGGCUCGAGACCUACACCUUUCCGGUGGAGUCCCACUUCAAGGACUUGCAGUUUGCCCACAAGGUCUACUCUCAAGUCGUGAAAAGGACCCUGAGAAACGGAACAACCACGGCAUGUUACUUUGCCUCCCUACAUACAGACGCCUCUCUUUUGUUGGGGCAGAUUGCAAAUAACUUUGGACAGCGUGCCUUGGUGGGCAAGGUCUGCAUGGACAGGAACGAUUCUGUGAAACAUUACAAAGAGACCAAUCAGGAGUCUCAAGAAGAAACCUGCCGGUUCAUUGCAGAGCUCUUGAAGAAAAAGUACCCUCUGGUGAGACCGGUGGUGACUCCCCGCUUCGCUGUAUCCUGCACAGAAGCUUUGCUCGGGCAGCUGGGAGCAAUCGCUAAGAAUAACAACCUGCACAUCCAGAGUCAUAUCAGUGAAAACUUAGAGGAAAUUAAGCUUGUAAAGGAGAUGUUUCCGGACUCAGAGUCGUACACAGACGUCUAUCUCAAACAUAACCUGCUCACGGACAAGACAGUGAUGGCUCACGGCUGCUACCUCAGUGAUGAAGAAUUGGUUGUGUUCAGAGAGACAGGAGCCUCUUUGGCUCACUGUCCCAAUUCCAAUAUUUCGAUGUGCAGUGGUAUGUUGAAUGUCCGCAACGUCCUUAAUCACAACGUGAAGUUGGGGCUGGGAACAGACGUGGCGGGGGGCUACUCGGCCUCGAUGCUGGAUGCUGUGAGGAGAGCUCUGGACACAUCCAAAGUCUUGACCAUCCAGAACCCAGAAUAUGAAACGCUCUCCUUUCAGGAGGUGUUCAGACUGGCCACACUGGGAGGCAGCCAAGCCUUGUCCCUGGAUGACCAGACAGGGAACUUUGAAGUGGGCAAAGACUUUGACGCCCUGAGGGUAAAUGUGGCCGCUCCUGGCGGACCCAUCGACCUGCUCCAGGGCGAGGACCCAAAGACUAUUCUGGAAAAGUUCUUAAAUUUGGGUGACGAUCGUAACAUAGCAGAGGUGUUUGUGGCCGGGAGGAAGGUGGUACCAUUCACUGAGCCAGCCACAGAAUAAACGAUUUGCACUCGUCUCAAAGCCUAAACACCCUGGAAAGUUAGCUUGAAGAGGACGUUAACUAACACAAUAUACAAGAUAUGUAGCUUAAGAAGGAUCAGUGGGAAAUGCACUAACGCACAAUUGUCUUUUAAUACUAAAACAUAUAAGUAGGACAUUAAUCAAUACCGUUACCUUUUCACUCUUAGAUACGGAGGACUUAAGAGGAAAUAUGAUUUGAAUGAGUUUCAGUGAGUGUCAUCAUUAUGUCUCUUUAAUCCCUUAUGGAUUAUUACUGGGCUUUAAUACCGGAAAUAAGGGAUUUAUUAACAUUGCACUUGCUGUUUGGCAUUUUUGCGUAUUAAAACAUAUUCAUGCACCAGCCUUUUGCUUAUUAAGAUCACUCUUAAUGAGAAAUUCCACAAUGUAGAGUUUUUGUUAAAUGUACCUAAAAUUCUCACUAACUAAUAUAUAAGUACUGGUGAUCAUCGUGUAACAACGAUAACAUAUUUUCUAUUGCACGUUGAUAUCACAUUAUGUUGCCUCAAGACAUUUAAACUACACAAUUAUCUGUCAAGUUCAUACAUAUUUCCCUCUUACAUGUAGUGCUAUUUAUCGAUCUAGACUGUUUUGGUGGGAGCUGCCUAGUUGUGUAAGUAUCGCUCAGAGGGAUAUCUGCCUUCUCUCCAAUGUAAUGGAACUCCAAAGAAUUACUUGUUGUUUUGUUCAAGCCGAGUGCCACAAAAUCACCGUAUAUGGGAUUAGCCGCAAGCUAUCUGACUGUUGGCGAAUUAAGGGACAAUUGUGGCCGGUUUGCUGAAUAUGUGGUUUUCUUGAGAAUGUAUACAUGUUUAAAACUUGUAUCACAGCAGAUCACUCUCGACCAAAAUGUAUAUGUUUGAGGAAUUCUUUGAUAUGUCGCUCAAUGGA
Molecule: messenger RNA, 2273 nt
Organism: Pseudoliparis swirei
Lineage: Eukaryota; Metazoa; Chordata; Actinopteri; Perciformes; Liparidae
Product: guanine deaminase-like
Exons: 14
Coding region: 6-1364 (452 amino acids)
Biological process (GO): guanine catabolic process
Cellular component (GO): cytosol
Molecular function (GO): guanine deaminase activity; zinc ion binding
Source: RefSeq, a predicted model, not a curated record